UACACACACGCCCCUUGCAAUCGAUUGCCGAGUCGACAACACCGUCGAUCUCCAUCGCCGCAGCGAUCGAUCUCCGACCUCUGCGAUCGAUCUCCGGACUCUGCGAUCGACUGCUUCGGCCUGAGCCGGUGAAGGUUUUAUUGCGACGAGGAAGCGCCGUCCGUCCACUCAACAGCAACCGCCACCACGAACACAACAAUCUAACAAAAAUAAACAAACAAACAUGAAGCGACGUUUUAAAUGAACGACUCGGCAUGUCGAGCGAUAGUUAUCGCGCUAAAAUGUAAAUUUAUUUCGUUAGUUGUUUUUCUCCCUCCUCUCCUCACAACCGGUUGACCCCAAUGGACGACAGUGAUCCCCGGCUCCAGUGCUGCUCGCUGCUGAGCCGCCUGUCAGCUGCCGUGGGCCGCCUCUUGCUGCUUGUGGCUCCCUGCACGGGGCUGGUGACCUGGGGGCCCGGGCGCGUGGGGGACGUGCUCCACGCCAUCCUGGGGCACGGGCUGCGACACCCGCAGGCCGGGUACUUGGAGUUGCUCAGGACUCUGGAGCGACUCUGCCCGGAUUUCUCCCCGAUCGACGCUCAGGGCAUGGAGCAGGAGGAGUCCAUUGCGCUCGGGUCCGGGGAUCCCAGCCAGCCGGCGGUGCGUUGGCUGAGCCAGGCGAUGCGCUCGCUCGCGCUGUCUCGCCUGCUGAGCCCACUGCUGCUGCAGCCUCACCCCGUGGGAAGUCUCUACGCAGAGCACGCGUUUGCCCGGAGUGUGCCACACGUGACGGCCAUGUUGCUGUGCCUGGGGGCGCUGGAGGAGAACAACCCGGGGCAGCUGGGGCUCAUCGACCCAGCCACGGUGGGAGCCCACACGUCCUGCUCCUCGCGUUUGUCCAAGAGCCACAGCCUCAUGUCCCUGAGGGCUCCUGCAUCCGGCCCCUCGCCACGCAGACACAGCCUCAUGCAGACCUCCGCCGCCAUCAACGCCGCCACCACCACGGCCGUUACCGACAGCCCUGCCCACGACGUGAACUGCACCUCCGGUACCUCCGCCGCUACCUCCUCCUCCGCCUCCGCCGGUAGCGGCGGCGGAGGAGGUGGCGGAGGAGGUAGCGGAGGCGGUGGCGGUGGUGGCUCUACCGACGCCGCCAGCCACCGCAGCCAGACGUCCGUGGAAGGGAGGUCGAGGCAGGGGAGGUCCAGGCACGUGCGUUCGCGAUCGGACACGGUCGUGGCCGUGGUGAAGCCGCCAUUGGACCGCACUCACGAGCUCCUGGACAUCCUCGCCGCACAGCAUCAUGGGAGCUGCGCCGACCUCGACAAGGAGAACGCCCACUUCUCACUGUCUGAUGCCCUCAUGACCGUGAUCGAACUCAUCAAGUGCAGCUCGGCGGAGGACGACGAGGGGCUGGGGCGCACGGGGGAGGUGGACGGCUACGAUGACGAGGAGGAGGAGGAGGACGAGGAGGAGGAGGACGACGAGGAGGAGGAGGAGGACGAUGAGGAGGAAGAGGUUGUGGAUGGGCUGGACGCUCAUUCAAAUGCAAGCCCACGGAGUCGCAUGAUGUCAGGACCCGACCUCUUGGCUAUGCUGCCGCUCCCUUGCAGCCGGGGCUCGGCCAGGGCCGUUGCGACGCAGCUGCUGAGACACCUCCAGAGGCUGCGGCUUCCCGGCGCCACGGCCGACCGCAUCGGGCACGCACUGCUGGGGCAGCAGGCCUUGUGUCUGGGCUCCACGUCUGCGGAUGAGCAUGGGGAGAGCGGAGGGUGGAAGCCGCCUCCACCACAGAUCAUCUUCCACAUGCACCCCAAACUCUCGAAGAAGGAAAUCCUCACGAGUCAGAAUUACCGCUGUGCAGGAUGCGGCCGCAGCGUGGAGCCCGGCUUCCUAGGCCGGGUGCGCUUCUGCGAGUACUCUGGCGGCUACUUCUGCGCCUGCUGCCACGUGGGGUCGCGUGCCGCCCUGCCGGCCCUGGUGCUGCGCCGCUGGGACUUCUCGGCGCGCCCCGUCAGUGAACACGGCCGCGAGCUGCUCAGCCGUGCCGCGGGGGACCCCCUCUGUGACGUGGGGGCGCUGCACCCCGGCCUGUACACGAGGGUGCGGGCCCUGCGCGGCGUGCGGGAUCUUCGUGAGCAGCUGUUCCACAUGAAGAAUCUCUUGAAGACGUGCAGAUUCGCAACACGGGUGGUGGACCGCUUCGACGAGGAGCCAGGCCACCUGAGUGAGCGAGUCCACCUUUACUCACUCAGGGACUUGGUCCACGUGAAGUCGGGCUCCCUGGCCCAGCGCCUAGCCGAGCUCUUGCACGUGGGGCUCACCCACGUGAACAACUGUGAGCUGUGCCAGGCCAAAGGCUUCAUCUGUGAGUUCUGCCACAACGACAACGACAUUCUUCACCCAUUCCAGCUCGCACGCUGCCGCCAGUGUGAUGAGUGCCGCGCCUGCUUCCACCGCUCCUGUUUCCUGCCCUCCCUCCCGUGCCCCCGUUGCCAGCGGCGACGCUCGCGCAGGGAGGAGAUGGAUCGCCGUGACGACGACCCCGGCCUCCCCGCCAACGGCCCCCGUCUCCCCGACAACGGCCCCGUGUCCCUGAGGACGACCCCGUCUCUCUGAUCGCCCGGGUUUACCCUCAGCCGCGCUGUUACCGUGACGGCCGUUGCCACCCCAUCGGUGGAGACAACGCCCUCUUACGAUUGGCCGUGAGUUCCGGCGUGCUCUGGUUGUAGCAGGGACGUCGCGAAUGUCGGAAGAGAAGAGCGGGGUCGGGAGUCUCAGGCGAAUCGAUCCGAUCUGAGGAGGCGUCGUGACAUCGUAAACUUUUGCUCAUGUAAGAGCCGUUGCAUCAUCCCCCCCCCCCCGCCCCCCCCCAAUUGCCAAUCAGCUGUCGCCCAGACGGUGUCACCCAGGCAACGUGGCCGCCAUUACGUCACCCGGGCAAUAUGGCCGCCUCAACGUCACCCAGGCAAGAUGGCCGCCACGAUGUCACCCAGGCAAGAUGGCCGCCACGACGUCACCCAGGCAAGAUGGCCACCACGAUGUCACCCAGGCAAGAUGGCCACCACAACGUCACCCAGGCAAGAUGGCCGCCACGACGUCACCCAGGCAAUAUGGCCACCACGACGUUACCCAGGCAAUAUGGCCGUGACCACGUCACCCAGGCAAGAUGGCCGGCCACGAUGUCACCCAGGCAAGAUGGCCGCCACCACAUUGCCCAGGCAAGAUGGCCGCCACCACGACCUCAACCAGGCAACAUGGCCGCUAUCUUUGCUCCAUGUGCUUAACCCGCUCCAUGGUUGGGAGUGUUUAUGCAGAGGCUUCACUCUUCAAUUCCAGCAGGCCGCCCUGGUUAAUACUGCGGUGUGUGAACUGUUAGACAGGGACUCCUCUACUUAUUAACAAGUUAGGUUCCAUUUGUUCGCAAGUCAAACUUUACUCCUGUCGAUUCAGAACAUGUUGUACGGCAUGUACACUGGAGCACGGUGAAUGGCUUUAAAAGUUGAUUCACCUGUACAUGUAGAUGCCACUGGUUCUUCACGUUCUGCAGAUGUA
Molecule: messenger RNA, 3536 nt
Organism: Petromyzon marinus (sea lamprey)
Lineage: Eukaryota; Metazoa; Chordata; Hyperoartia; Petromyzontiformes; Petromyzontidae
Source: RefSeq, a predicted model, not a curated record